This is a messenger RNA of Didymella exigua CBS 183.55, 1557 nucleotides long. RefSeq names its product Phosphotyrosyl phosphatase activator. Gene Ontology annotation, biological process: mitotic spindle organization. The transcript has 2 exons. Gene Ontology annotation, molecular function: peptidyl-prolyl cis-trans isomerase activity; protein tyrosine phosphatase activator activity. Gene Ontology annotation, cellular component: cytoplasm; nucleus; protein phosphatase type 2A complex. NCBI's taxonomy places the organism in Eukaryota, Fungi, Ascomycota, Dothideomycetes, Pleosporales, Didymellaceae. Bases 1 to 1557 code for a protein of 518 amino acids. The record is from RefSeq and is a predicted model, not a curated record.
AUGACAGCGCCAACCCUCACAGUGUUAGAUCUCACACAAGGUCACGCAUUCCAAACGCCCAAGAAAUGCAUCAACGACGGCGAUGAUGUCACAUACUUCCUGUCAUCCAAAGCCUACGCCGACAUCAUGACCUUCAUAUUCCAGUUGAACACGGCGAUGAUCCCUCGCAAGAUCACAAAAAAAGAGUCAGGAACAGCAUCAGUCAAAGAAUGGUCGCUGGACGAUGCAACAGUGCCGCAUUCCCCCGUGGUGCAGAGCCUCGCCAAGCUGCUCGAAGCACUGACUUCCAUCAUCGACGAGGCGCCGCCUGACGCCGGACCCCGAAGAUUCGGAAACGUCAGUUUUAGAACGUGGUACGACAUCGUGCGUGAACGUGCAUCAGACCUGCUCGAAACUCACCUCCCAAAGGAGGUCUUGGCGCACAAAACCACUUUGGCCAAUUCGGCAAAAAGCGAACUGGAAAUGUACUUUAUCGGAAGCUUCGGCAGCUCGCAGCGCCUUGACUACGGUACGGGGCAUGAGCUCUCUUUCCUCGCGUUCUUGGGAUGUCUGUGGAAACUGGGCGCAUUCUCAGCUUCUUCAGAUGGCGACCAGGAGCGCGGGAUCGUGCUUGGCGUCGUGGAGCCGUAUCUGGUGCUCAUUCGGCGGCUGAUUCUGACAUACACGCUCGAACCUGCUGGAAGCCAUGGUGUGUGGGGUCUUGAUGACCAUUCGUUUCUGUCGUAUAUCUUUGGCAGCGCGCAAUUCUCACCGCCUAUCGAAACGCCCGCGGAUAUGGCAACCGAGGGCUCGCUGAGGAGUGCGCCGAGUCCAGGAGAUGUAGCAAAGGCUGCUGCUGUGCAGAGGGAGAGGGGGAGAAACAUGUAUUUUAGCGCUGUUGGCUUCAUCUACGAUGUCAAGAAGGGGCCGUUCUGGGAGCACAGUCCGAUCCUGUAUGAUGUUUCUGGUGUGAAGGCCGGAUGGGCAAAGAUCAACAAGGGCAUGAUAAAGAUGUACAACGCCGAAGUCCUCUCCAAAUUCCCCGUGGUCCAGCACUUCCCCUUCGGCUCCCUCUUCAGCUGGACCGCCGACCCCAAUGCGCCAAAGAUCCAAGCCAGUGUGCACACCUCGGCGCAGCCCAAGGCCGUCACACCAUUGAACUCGGCCACUACGGCACGGCAAACAGGGCCACAGCCUGCGAUGCGAGAUCCUCGGGCAGAACAGAGUAUGGGCGCACCUCCAAGGACCUCGCAUCCACCUCCCAGGGACCCUCUUGCUGCUGGUAACAUGUCAAUGACGGCAGCGACAUGGGCGAAAGCUUCCGGGCCACAUGUACUUGCGGGCCCGAAUCAGCCUACGCGCGCACCCCGGGUGUCGAGCACAAGAGCACCGCCGCCUCCGCCAGGAGCAAGAGCAGCACGACUUCCGCCGCCAGGAGCAGGCACAGCAGUACAUGGGCCUCGAUUACAAGUCCCGCAGCCCACUCCGGGAGCAAGCUCAACCCGCUUGUCUCCUUCCGGUUCAAGCACUGUGGCAAGAGGUACAGGGGAUGCAAGCGCGUCCGGCGGAAGGGAAUAA